AUGGUUGUGAAAGAGUUUUUGGAGGAUAAAGGGGUGCAGUUAUCUCGAUUCAAACAGUUCAGAGUAAACAAGGCAGCAGCCAGACGAAGUUUGAAACGCUUGCAGGGUGGAGAGAUUUCAGUUCCAACUCAACCAACAAAUAAUCAGAUUAGGGAAACCUUAAUGGUACGUUCAGGUGCCGCUAAUGCAAACCAAAGUGACCACAACAAUAUGAGAGAUCUUCAUUUAUAACUGUACAUGAAAAGGAUCCCAAUCCUCUUUUUCUUAAUGCACAGUACUGAACAUGAGCUUUUUCCCUUUACUUCUAAGCACAACAAAAUUAGUAUUGCUGAUCAUUAUAAUUAAAAAAAAAAUAAUAGUUAUAAAUAUUAUUUAUUACAAAUGUCUGUAAUAAUGUAAAAUUUAAUUUUUUCUUAUAAUCUCUGCCAUGGUAAAUAUUCAAGGAAAUAACUAAUAAUGAUGGAUACAUGCUGAUUGAUUUGUUUUCUAUUCACAUGUCUUUUACUCUGCAGAGCAAAGUUGAAAGUGAUGAAUAUGUCAUUGGUGAAAUGAUUGUCCCUCAGACAUUCAAGAAAGUAACAUUAACUAAGGAGGGACGCCUUAAGACAGAAACAUUUACCGUGUCUGGCCGAAAGAUUCCUCUGUUGGAAAUCAGAAGGAGAAGGCUCAAAGAACAUGAGUCGUUGGGAAUAAUGAGAAUUUGCAAGGAUGAUUUCUAUGACUCAAUGACAGAAGAUGAACUCAGUUCAAGACUUGUGCAACUUGGUGAGGAAAGUGGGGAGGGGACUCCAUCUGAGAUGAGAGAUUGGAAAGGCUGAAAGGAAUGGAAAGGAAAAGGCAUCUUAUGGUUUGGGGGGAUAAUUCCACUCUUCUGAACCACGGUCACCUUUUACUUACUGUCAGCGCAAUAUAUGAUGAGGCAAUUUAUUACACAAAUGAAGAAAUGAAGGCCAAAGGCAAAGAGAACAUUGAUGUACAAUCUCUAGUGGAGAGACCUCAUGUUUACAUACUAGGAAGGUGUGGAGCCUCUGAGGUUGAACAGCUGGCAUAUAUAAAAAACAGAAAAGCCUACUUGCAAAGUCUAAGUGAACCAGUUCUAACAUCAAAUGGUGUGCAGAUCACUGACAUAAUGCGAUUUUUUCAUGGAGAUGGCCCACAACAAGAAUUUGAAGCUGGAGAACAAAAAGGUGGAAAUGCUGGAUGUGCAAGUUGCAAUGGGGAUGCUAGAAAGUACAAGGACCUAGCCGUUUCUCUAAGAAGACCACACCUA
Molecule: messenger RNA, 1270 nt
Organism: Porites evermanni
Lineage: Eukaryota; Metazoa; Cnidaria; Anthozoa; Scleractinia; Poritidae
Source: the annotation of a GenBank genome assembly